GUUUGCUCUUUCAAAGAUGGCUGCGCUCCAGGGCAGAGUGGUUACAGGAUCUCUUACAACAUGUUUGUUUCGACAAACAAGCACAGCGAGCAUUUCCACAGUUCCUAACGUAAUGACAGGUAACAAGUGGGAUGUACCAAGAUCGCGUCUUCACACUGUCAGAGGAAGUAAAGGUCCACUGGUUAAGGCCCUGUUUGGGUGUCACAAUCAUGGACGGUUCCUGCUGGUCAGUGCUGUGGCAGUCAGACACAACAGCUCACAGGCAGCAGAAACAGUUCAGAGUGUGUCCACUCCCAGUGAACCUGUAGAUGCUACUGCAUCAAUCCCAGUCUCCAUUCCAAGUCCUAGUGCUGACCCUGCCCUAGCAGUCACAGCACCAAUCACAGAGCAGGUGGCUGAGGCUCCUCUUACAGCAUUAGAUGUCCUACAGGGGGUUGGCGCUGAUUCCAGCCUAGCGGAGCUUGGCCUGGGCAGCAGCACACCUGUGGGCUUGAUCCAGAAUCUGCUUGAGUUUAUGCACAUUGGCAUUGGACUGCCGUGGUGGGGUGCCAUUGUUGCAGGUACCAUUAUUGCACGGUGUGCUGUGUUCCCGGUCAUUGUGAAGGGACAGAGGGAAGCAGCCAAGCUAAACAAUGUCCUGCCAGAAAUGACCGAACUCACCAACCGCAUGAACGAGGCCAAGCAGAGCGGUAACAAGUUUGAAUUUUCAAAGGCGUACACCAACUUGAUGAUGUUCCAGAAGAAACAUGAUGUAAACCCUUUACGUGGGUUCCUAGUGCCAUUGGUUCAGGCUCCAAUCUUCAUCUCUUUCUUCAUUGCCCUGCGUAAGAUGGCGUAUUUGCCUGUACCCAGUUUGCAGGCUGGCGGCCUCUGGUGGUUCACAGAUCUAACAGCAUCUGAUCCAUUUUACAUUCUCCCCAUUGCUGUGACUGGCACUAUGUUUGCUAUCCUAGAGUUGGGAGCCGAGUCUGGUGUGGACAACCCCAACCUGAGGGCCAUGAAGACUGUCUUCAGAAUCAUGCCCUUCGUCAUCCUCCCUCUGACAAUUAACUUUCCCACGGCUGUGUUUACCUACUGGAUGACCUCUAACCUCUUCUCGCUGGGUCAGGUGGCCCUACUGAGGCACCCGGCAGUGAGACAGAAGUUCCACAUCCCAGAACGCAUCACGCAUCCACCGUCAGCCCUACCUAAGAAUGAAGGUUUCAUCGAAAGUAUCAAGAAAGGAUGGAAGAAUGCCCAGUUGGCUCAGCAGCUGGAGGAGAGAGAAAGGAGAAUUAAAGAACAUCUUGACAUGGCAGCCAAAGGUCCCCUGAGGCAGACCUUUACCCCCAACCCCCUGCAGCAGUCAACAGCACCAAUGUCAACAGGGAAAACAAGUAGUCUUAAGCAAGGUGAGAAGAAGAGGCCCUGGGAAGAGACAAUCGGCUAAAAGCUCAAUGGAGAACUGUGCGCUUGCUUUGUACAUGGAUGUAUUGAGACAGACUAAGGAAUGUGUGCUAGAGUGUGUAUUGGAAAAGGUGUCAUGUUGUGUGCUCUUAACAUUAAAGAGCAAUCUUAUUGCCUUCCCGCUCCCUCCAGUCUUUUAGGCAAAGGCCUACAAACGAACCUCCGUCUUUUAUUACACAGCGCUCUGAAAUACUUGAUUCUGACUGGUCAGUCGUAGCAUUCUGCAGUCAAAUAUUUUAGUAUAAUGAUCGCUAUAGUGUAUUAUUGACUGUUGUCCCAAGCAACCAUCACUCUUUGCUCUUUUCUCAUAUAAUUUAAUAAAAACUCAUAUCAAUAAUUUAUUCCAAGUGCUGUUUAAUAAGCAUGAUAAUGUACAGUCAGCUGAAACAUUGUGUUUCAGGAUGAUCACCCUGUCAGUGUUAUUUUUUUUGAUAAUGAUGGUUUAAUUUAACAUUCAAUUAUCUUAUACUUAUUUGUCAAAGUACAUAAAUACUGUACACUCACAGACUAAAUGUUAACACCAACAUUAUAACAGUUUGUUUAUAUGUCCCAAAAACAGCAAUUGCAUUGGUCUUUUAUAUCACAAAUCCACAGUAACACUGCUUUUGUCAUUUCAGCAUGAAUAUGAAAACAUUGAAAAUACUGCUUGAUAUUCUGAUGUGAAUCUGUAAAUUAUUAGAAAAAACAUUGUAGUGACUAUUCCUGUUUUCAAAAUGUAAAACAAACCCAUUUUGUAUUCGACUUUCAAUGUACAGGCAUCUUAAUGUGUAUUCAAAUAACAUCUUUGACAGUAUCACCAAAAAAUGUGUCCAUAUUAAAAAAAGAUCACAUUUCCUGAACAAGUAGUUUUACAGUUGUUUCAAAGAAAUGGUACAAAUGGCAUAAAUAAUUCCUAUUUUAUCAGUGCUAUCAUUUCAUCAGCUUACCAAGUCCUGUAACAACUCAAAGAUAGUUUCCUCUAAAAGGAAUAGCUCACCCCAAAAAUUCAUAAUUUACUCUCAUGCAGACACCCUUCUGCAGAACACAAAUGAAGAUUUUUAGAAGAAUAUUUCAGCUCUGUAGGUCCAUACAAUGCAAGUGAAUGGUGGCCAGAACUUUGAAGCUCCAUA
Myxocyprinus asiaticus (Chinese sucker) is the source of this 2555-nucleotide messenger RNA. Its product is annotated as mitochondrial inner membrane protein OXA1L-like. Bases 17 to 1429 code for a protein of 470 amino acids. Gene Ontology annotation, biological process: mitochondrial respiratory chain complex IV assembly; protein insertion into mitochondrial inner membrane from matrix. Gene Ontology annotation, molecular function: membrane insertase activity. The record is from RefSeq and is a predicted model, not a curated record. NCBI's taxonomy places the organism in Eukaryota, Metazoa, Chordata, Actinopteri, Cypriniformes, Catostomidae. The transcript is spliced from 10 exons. Gene Ontology annotation, cellular component: mitochondrial inner membrane.